Trichoplusia ni (cabbage looper) is the source of this 1233-nucleotide messenger RNA. RefSeq names its product integumentary mucin C.1-like (gene IIM1). Gene Ontology annotation, cellular component: extracellular region. Lineage: Eukaryota; Metazoa; Arthropoda; Insecta; Lepidoptera; Noctuidae. Bases 150 to 1109 code for a protein of 319 amino acids. Gene Ontology annotation, molecular function: chitin binding. The transcript is spliced from 3 exons. The record is from RefSeq and is a predicted model, not a curated record.
UGAUAGUUAGCCACCGCUAAAUUACGAUAAUACAUUACUGAUCAUCUAGGCAUCUCUUAGAUUAGGAGAAACACGAUUUCCUACUUUAGUUGAGGUAUAAAUUAUAUUUCGCGCAGUGUUCUGGAGUGCAUUCUGAUCUAUAAUUCAACAUGAAAGGUAUUGCGAUUUUGCUGUUAGUUGUGUGCGCGACCGUGAGUCACGCUCGGGAGAAUGAGUGUCCCCCUGAACAGGCUGAAAACUGGGAAAUCGAGAUGCUCCUUGUUCAUGACGAUUGUAACAAGUUCUACAAGUGCACGUUAGGUUAUCCCGUUGAGCAAACGUGCCCCUCGGACCUUUACUUCAACAUUGACACUUGGCAGUGUGACUGGCAACACAACGUUGACUGUACCGACAGAAAUGUUCCCGGCGAACCACCAGUCGUAACCACGUCGACGACUCAGGCUCCGACUACCCCAACCACCACUACCACCAGUACUACUACAACUCCUGCACCUACCACUACCCCAACCACCACCACUACUACUACCACUCCUGCACCCACCACAACUCCUACCACCACCACUACCACCACAACCACAACUCCUGCUCCCACCACCACCCCGACCACCACCACCACCACUACUACUACUCCUGCUCCCACGACUACCCCAACCACUACCACCACUACUACGACUACCACCACUCCUGCGCCUACAACUACCCCAACGACCACCACUACGACCACUACUCCUGCUCCGACCACAACCCCAACGACCACCACCACUACAACUCCUGCACCCACUACAACUCCUACCACCACCACUACUACCACAACUCCUGCUCCCACAACUACUCCUUCCGCCACAACUACUUUCUUAACUCCGACCGCACCAGUUGACUUCCUGGACAACGGAUGCCCAAGGGAUCCCUUCGUUCAUUGGCUCCUUCCCCACGAGACUAACUGCAACUGGUUCUACUACUGUGUAUGGGGACAGCUGGUCCUAAGGGAAUGCCCUGAGACCUUACACUUCAACAGGGAGCUCCAAGUCUGUGACUGGAGCUGGGAUGCUGGAUGCACGACCUCUUUUGACAAGAACUUGAGUUCCAGGCAGAUGUUGAGAGCCUUGUAGAGCCAUAUAGGGGUUACAUCCGAAACAACGUGAUAAUAUUUUGUACAUAUAUUUUAUCGUGUACGCAAAAUAACGAACAGUAUUCUAUUAUUAAAGAAAGAGCAAAUUUUAUUUUUACUUUUAA